Messenger RNA from Acanthosepion pharaonis, 2244 nucleotides. The record is from the annotation of a GenBank genome assembly. NCBI's taxonomy places the organism in Eukaryota, Metazoa, Mollusca, Cephalopoda, Sepiida, Sepiidae.
UUGCGCCCCUCACCAUUUUCACUUCCUAUUGCUUUUCUUUCUUCUCCAUCUCACCUUUCUUCACAUUCUGAUAUUAACCUUUUUUCUCUCGUCUUUCUACCGUGUCACUUGUUUUACACUUUCUUUCAAAUCUCUUCUUUUCCUUUUUCUUUACCUUCUCUCUCUCUCUCUCUCUCUCUCUCUCUCUCUCUCUCUCUCUCUCUCUCUGAUUUCUUUCUUUCUUUCUUUUCGUUUAGGAUUUCUUUCAUUAUCUCCCUUUUUAUUUCCCCCUUUCAUUUUCCAUCUUCCUUUCUUUCUGUCCCUAUUUUUUUCAUCUUUCGUUCUGCCUCCUCCGUUUUCCCCUCUUUCCCCCUCUCUCUCUCUCUAUCUAUCUAUCUAUCUCUCUCCUCUUUUCUCUCUUUCCUACUCUUAUUCCUCUUGCUUUCUUCUCUUUCCUUUUUGCUCUUUCCUUCUAAACUUUUCCUUUCUUCUUCUUUGUUAACCCACUUUCUUGAAACUUCAAAUGUUAUACCUCUUUUUUUCACCCUUUUCCUCUUUUCCUUGUGCCUCUCCGUUUACCCUUGUUUUUUUCUUUCUUCUUUUUGCUAUCGCUUUUCCCUCUAUAUAUCUGCCUGUUCUUUUCCUUCUUUGUUUAUGCCCCUCCGCAUUUCAUUCUCUCCGUUUUUCCUCUUUUCUUCUCUCCCCAUUUUCUUCUUUCCUUCUGCCUCCUCCUUUUACUCUUUUAUUCUCUACCUUGUUUCCUUCUUGCUCUCUUUCCUUUUUUUUCCUUCCUUCUGCUUUCUCGUUUCCCGUUGUCCUUCUGUCUCUUCUCUCUAUUCCUUCCUUCUUUCCUUCCUCCCUUCCUUCCUUCCUUCCUUCCUUCCUUCCUUCCUUUCCUUCCUUCCUUCCUCCCUUCCUUCCUUCCUUCCUUCCUUCCUACCUCCUUUCCUUCCUUCCUUCCUUCCUUCCUUCAUUCCUUCCUUCCUUCCUUCCUCCUCCCUCCCUCCUUUCGUCCCUUCCUUCCUUCCUUCCUUCCUUCAUCCCUUCCUUCCUUCCUUCCUUCCUUCCUUCCUUCCUUCCUUCCUUCCUUCCUUCCUUUCUCCUUCCUUCCUCCGUUCCUUCCUUCCUUCCUUCUUUUCCUUCCUUCCUUCCUCCUUCCUUCCUUCCUUCCUUCCUUCCUUCCUUCCUUCCUUCCUUCCUUCCUUCCUCCUUCCUUCCUCCUUCCUUCCUCCUUCCUCCCUUCCUUCCUUCCAUCCUUCCUUCCUUAUGUCUCCCCUUUUUCCCGUUUCCUUUUCUCACAGUUUCUUUGCUUUCUUCCCUAUUUUUUUUUGCUUUUUCCUUCUAUCUCCUCUGCGAUAUUCCUUUUGCCUCCUUCUCUUCCUCUUUCUUUCUCUCUCCUCUUGCCUUCUUCCUUUCCACUUCUUUUGCACCUCUUCCUACCUUUUCCUUCUCUUUCUCCUCCUCCUCCUCCUCAUCCUUUCUUCCUCUUUGCUCCUGCAGCCACACUUUUCCAAUCUUUCCAUGCUAUUCGGCGCAUUGCGAUGGCAUCAGAAUACAUCGCUAGCUCUUCUGAACAAUUAUUCCUUCCCUCUCUCUCUUUCUCUCUCUCUCUCUCUCUUCUUCUUCUUCUUCUUCUUCUUUUUCUUCGUCUUUUCCUUCUCCUCCUCCUCCUUCUUCUUCUCCUCCUCCUCCUUCUUCUUCUUCUCCUCCUCUUCCUCCUUCUUCUUCUUCUUUUUCUUCUUCUUCUUCUUUUUCUUCACCUUCUUCUUCUCCUCCUCCUCCUCCUUCUUCUUCUCUUUCUUCUCCGCCUCCUCCUCCUUCUUCUUCUCCUCCUCCUCCUCCUUCUUCUUCUUCUUCUUCUCUUUCUUCUCCGCCUCCUCCUUCUUCUUCUUCUCCUCCUCUUCCUCCUUCUUCUUUUUCUUCUUUUUCUUCACCUUCUUCUUCUUCUUCUUCUUCUUUUUCUUCUUCUUCUUCUUCUUCCUGCUUUACCCGAUAUACUUCUGUCUACUGCCACCCUUACACCUUUUUUUUACUUUUCCGUUUUCCUCUUUGUCUCUUUUUUGUAUACCUCUCCUAUCCUCUUCAUUUGCCUCCCUUUUCUCCUACUCUUCAUACAUAGAACCUCCUACUAACACCUUAUCUAUCAUAAUUACAUUUUCUCUUUCUUUCUAUCUCUCACCUUUUCUUUUCCUCUUCUUUUCCUCUUCUUUCCUUUUGACUCAACUUUUCUUUUCCUUGCUCUCCUGUACUUUUUAUUGUCUAUAA